GCCCCCGUGGCGAGCGGCGCCGCACGAGUCGCUUUCGCUUUCGUCCAUGGCGGCCCCCGGUGCCGGGCCCGCGAGGCGGCCGCUGGGCGCCGACUGAGCGAAGGCUCUCCGGUUCGGGCGCGCAGGGACGCCCGGAACAGCAGCGGCUCUCCAUUGGUCGCCCCAAGGACAGGCGCAAAACAAAGGCCCUUGACACCGAUCCGGCGAGGGGGGCUCGACACCCCCACCGGAGCAGUGCAGCGGCCGCUGAUCGCCGGCGCCGAUUGCCGCCUUCGGGAUGCCCGCGGCGACCUUGGCGCCAGCCCCGCGUCGCCAGUGAGCUCCCAGGCGGCCAGCCAGCGACACGCUCCCGCGCCUCCGGCCUGCCGCCCCGCGCUCCGGCAGGCCCCCCCGUGUGUGCUCCGCGCCCCCCCCAGUGAUCCGCUGUGCACCAUGCUCAAAGGAUGGUUCGACGCCUUCAGGACCGAAGGCGGUCCCACCCUGUACGCCGCGUCCAACCGCACCGCCGUCACUGAGGACAUACGGAAUAUCAUCAUCUACGUCAGCUUCUCCACGCUUUUCCUCGCCUUCCUCAUCGUCUUCCCCGGAAUACGCAAAGAGAGGCUGUCCACAUUCAUCAGCGUCACCAUAAGCCUUCUGGUCGGGGCUGUCAUCCUGAUUUCCAUCUACGGCAGCGACUGGCACGUUGCGACAGCCAUGGUCUCUAGUCCCUACCGCGCCUUCUCCAGCGACCGCAUCUCGGCCCGGGUCGGGGUCCACAUCGGCCUCAACAGCGUCAACAUCACGCUCCAGGCUACGCCGAGGUACAGCGACAGCGAAGAGAUCAACUUCAACGAGAAGUUCACAUGGUUUGGGCCGACGCAGAUCCAGAAGGACUACCGGGAGGCGCUGGUCAAGGGCCUUCCUUUCCCAAUACUCACGAUCGCCGAGUACCUGAGUCAGGACCUCGAGGGCUUCUGCUGGGGUCGGAGGUACCGCUUGGCCGGCUACUACGCUUUCGCCCUGCUUUGGACGGCAUUCGCACUGUGGCUGCUGAUGAACGUGCUGCUGUGUGCCGUGCCGCGGUAUGGCGCCUACGCCAUGCAGCUGACCGGAGCGCUGAUGCUGCUCAGCAACGCCAUCUACACGCUGCUGAUGCCUCGCAAGCCGCUGGUGAUCCCGUUCCAGGGAGGUCUGCUCCGCUUCAGCUUCGGCUGGUGCUUCUGGGCCGUCAUGGGCGCCGGUGGCAUAGCGGUUCUGUGCGGAGCGCUGGUGGCCGUGCUGGACGUGUGGUUUCCCAACAAGUUCUCCACCAUCCUCGAAGUGGACUACGACACGCCGUACAGAUACUUCGUCGGGCAGGACUACAUUGACCGGAAGCCGAGCACCGUCGCCUCUCAGCUGGGCACCAAGAUGAACGUGGUGGGGCCGGAACCGUCCUCGUCAUCCCAGGCAACCGAACUCGAGAGCUCCGACGGCAUCGUGAAUGCCGCGUACGAGGACAGCGACGACGGCAGCGUCAUCAUCGACGGCAAGAGGGCCGUGUCCUUGCACAACUUCGGCAAAUACGCUGCCAAGGAGGAAAGGCGCCGCAGUCUUCAACCGGCAUCCAGCAAGCGGUCUGUGGGAUCCAGCUUCACGCUGACGCCGGCCAAGGAUGUCAACAUCAACCUCCAGUCAGCCGCCAUGUGGUGACCAGAAUGCCCCGGCAACCAAAUGCGGACAGCGCACAGUUCUGUCGUGCGACCAGUGCAUGCGGGGACAGUGCACCGCUUGCACGCAGCGAGACGCUUUUCCUGUGUCCUCAGCGCAGACACAGAAUGUCAUGGGGGACCCAAGGUCACAAACGACAGAGCCUUUCCUCAGCUUGACUUUCAAACCCCUUCUCUUCGAACGGAAGCCACGUUUCUUGGAGUGUGUGUGCGAACGUGUUGACACAUUCUUGUUUGCAAGCUGUGUGAGCAGCAGCGUUUUUGUGCCCGUCUGUCUGGUGUGGGGGAAUGAGGUCUGUUUGCAGGAUGAAGAAUGGACAAUGGCGGAGCUAUUACCAUGGCAGCGACAGGUUGCACAAUUCAGUAGCUUGUGGAGCAGUGGCCCUUUACUCAUGAACCUGCCAAGCAAAACCCACGGUGUGGUUUCGAGACACUCCGUUUUAAAGAAAUGAUUUGCGUACUCCAUUGGCCACCAUGUUUUCAAAUGGGAGAUAGGAAACUGGACCAGCUCGUUCUAAGGGAGCAAUAAGAGCUCCGAGGACAAUUGUGAAGGCAUUGCUUCACAGCGCACUAGUCAUGGGACAAAACAGUGGGAUGUGCAUCUGUGCAAUACGUUACCUAUAUGUUCUUGUUAGUGUGACUCUGAAACACUGUUGAAACCCUUUCUCUUACCCAAUAUUAGCUUUUCAAACCCUUAACGGCAUUGCAAGUGUCAUGUGUGUCAAUCUGACACGGCAAGUGCUCAAUCAUCAGUCGCCACAUUUAACUUGCAAGUUUAAGUUUGAAAUAUAAGCUGAAGCACGUUUUCCAUGUGCAGCACUCGCUCCUGCAUUUGACCCUUGUCUCCCUCCAGUACGUGGCGGCUGAUGGAGCACUUGCACUCGUUUUUGCUCAUUCCAACAUGUACAGGGAAGCAUGUGAACAACCUGGGCGUGCAGUGUUCAGGUGCAUUGCUUGGUUGCCGGGUCUUGAAGAAGAGCAGAGAGAUGAGCAUGACACGGUCACGCCCGAGCUUAGAGCACACGUCUCUCACAGCACCGCAUGAGCCUAUACCUAUGGAAUGGACCACAACUAUGCAUAAAACCGCAUUACAAAAACCGGUAAAAUAUAUUAGCUUCUCAGCACAUAUGCAUUCGGUCAAAAUCGGGUUUUUCAAUAUUACGUGUUGCAAUUUCUUUAGAUAUCAAAAUUUAUUACUUGUUGUUCUUCACUUAAAACCAGAAAAGCAAACUUUAGAUAAAGGAAAGUCCUCGGGAAGCAGAGGUGUGAUGCUGGCUUGAUGCUCUUCCUCAACCUUGUCUCGAAUGGUCACUGAAUAGGUCCUAACCUCAUAGAAGCCUGCCAAAGCAACAGGAUGAUACCAGAAAUCCAGCAGGUACAAGCAUUUUUCUCGAAGAAACUCGUGAGCUCUGAAGCAAUGUGCUGUCCGCACAAUAUAGCAUUAUUCCCUGCUGCCUCACUCCCGGCUGCAAGCACUAGAGACUUGUCUUCAGCGUUGUGUAAAUAAGCCAUACAGAUACUCUCACAUUUGGACUAGAUGGCCUUGGCAGGAACCACAGGUGUCCAGCAAUCUGACACUCCUGGUGCACAGAUUUUUUUGUCCCUUUUGAUUUGGCCGUGCGUUCCGAAGUGUGCCGAAGUGGUUUUGGCGUGUGUUUUCCUUUGCCCGGCAUUGUUUCCUAGCAGAACGAUUGUCACUGCCUGGACGUUUGGAAGCUCCAUCCGAAGUUUGCUCUAUGGAAUGCAUUUGAUGAACAUUGCUGCCAGAGGAUGUGCUUGCUGAAGUGGAGUGUGUGGCCCAAGGGCCACGGCCAAAGCUGGCACGGAGAAAGUGAUAGACCGUCGCCAUACUUCUCAGAUAGUGUGCAUUGGACAAACGAAGGCAAAUGUUAGCAUUGUCCUUCAGCGCACCGUGUCAUGUUGAAACCGCGAUAGAACCCUGGUCAAACUUCCCCCCCAUGAGUGGUUCAGUCUCCAAAGACUGCCCUUGUUAUUCCUGGAGCCACCCCAUGUUCACAGAGUGCCACGUUCCACAGCCUCCGCCAGAGAACAAAAUGGUUGCCAGGAGCCACUGGGUAACACCACUCGCAAUACCCAAAUGCGGGUGUCGGAGAGAAACUUUGGGGCAAAACCUGGCCACCCAGUGCACACGCACCGUCAAUGGAGACUGGAGAGUUUCGGCCCUUCUCGCACUAGAGAUCAUCGAGUGCAUUCUCAGCAUAAUGGGACCCAUCCAAAAUCAUGAGCGGUAUUUCUUUAAAAAGAGCGCAACGAGAGUGUUGCCGGAAAGCAGACAAGUAUACCCCGGAACGCCAGCCAAAUUGUUCCCGCGAAAAGUAUGCGACGCACAGAACAAAGGAUGAUGUAUUGACCUCUGCCAGAGCACCUUGCCUCUCAUAGGAGAGAAGGAAGUGUUGCACGAGUGGGCACCAUGAAGUGCUGUGCUGUUCAAAUGACAUUGUAAGAAUAAGUUUCGGUUCCUCGGUUUGUGGCAGUGCACUUUAGUUGUGCGCUUUGGCCACGGAAAGCAGGACGUUGGCGCAAAGAUGUGCUCGGAUAGAAAACCAAAACCUAGAAACGCGUCCAAACUGUUUUCUCGGAACGCCGUAAAAUCCCGCAUGUGCGUUACAUCUUUCCAAACUAGGCCGAUUUAGUGAUUUUCAUAAUGCCCAACCAUUUUCUAAUUGGAACCUUACUUUAAAUUUAUUAACUAAAAAUUCAGUUACAAAGAAUAUACAAUUAUCUAAUUAGAGCAAAGGUUAUCAAUUUUCUGAAUAGGCCCUUUGGUAGAAACCAAUACGACAUCAACCAUUUUUCUGUGUGAUGCACAGUUUUUGCAGGAACGAGUUGGCCGACGUGCCGUGCCCUGUACAUUAAUACCGGGGCUCGCCUUAAAAUUGACUGGGAAAUCUAGGCUCACACGCAGUGAUCUCAAAUUUUCAUGGAAGGUAUAUUUUAGUGGUGGAUUUUACCCUUGCAAGUUUCAAGGUAUAGCUCCUUUGCUGCCAAAAAAUGAGGCCAGCACCCUUGAUGCGGUCAAUGUUGGAUGGCGGCACAGACAACCGAGUUACGUGAGAGUUUUUAAAUUAAAAAAAUUUAUAUACACCAGAUAAAAUUUUAGUUUUUGGUGACACAGCAAAUAGUCGGUCAACCAAAUAGAUCUGGGCACAGUUUCGGCUGUGACGUAUCUCAACGAAUGCCCUCCACCCCUGCAUCUCCGGAUAAGUGCAGUGAGCAGACGACAAGCUGGGUCAACCGCAGACAGCGCAGUCGUCUGCUCACUGCCCCUGUCGAGAGAUGGCGCCACAAUCGAAGCCCUCAAUGAACUCUGCCGUCUUUGUCGGCACCCACCGCAGACCGCGUGGGUCUUGUAUCGCAGAAAACACUCCUUGAAACUUGCAAAGGUAAAAUCCUCCAUGAAAAUGAAAAUUUGAGAUCGCUACAUGCAGCCACGGGUUUUUCUGGCCAGCCUUAGAGUGAGCUCCAUGACUGAUAACACUCUGCACGUGCAAAUCCAAAAAUGUAGGAAUCUAUGUCUGUGCAAUUAAUGUUGCGAGGUUUUUGUUAAACAUUUGACUUAAUAAUAAUAAUAAUAUUUAUUUGCAUACAAAAAUCUGAUCCUGAGUGGCGUGCACGGCUGUGCAGAAAGGUUAAAACCCGUACGCGAGUGCGCCUGCCAGCCCGCCACCUAGGAUUCCUUGUCUUGAAAACUAUAACAGGAUUCCUUUCACAGUCUAAAAGAAAGAAUAAUUUCAAUCUUUGAAAUCCUUCCCACCUUGUUCACAAUUUCAGAUAUAUAAAAGCCAAACAGGAGGCUCAUUAGUAUGGCGUACUACUAGCUCCGUCAAAUGAGGAUGCUCGUGUAUUCGACUUUAUAUCGAAGCUCUUUUCAACUGGAAACAUGUUACUUUACUGUCAGCUUGGCUGACCUUUUGCACGUCCCUGGGGGGCUAUGUUGCGCUUUUUGCACUCCCAGGAGACUAGGGAGAGGGAAGCGACGUCAACGACACAGCAAACGCAGAUUGGAUGUUGAUUUCGUUUUCUUCUGUCAACAUCCAAUCUGCAUUUGCUGCGUCGUUGACGUCACUUCCCUCUUCCAAGUCUCCUGGGAGUGCAAAAAGCGCAACAUAGCACCCCUGGAUGCUUCCUACUGGAAUCCAAAAUAACAUAGUGCCCUUAAAAAGAAAAAAAAAAGAGGGAAACCAUUACGAAGUGUUUGAGCAUCUGCUGAAGACAUCAGCUUUUUUUUCUUUUAAACUCGCAUUGUGCACAUAGCAGGAAAUGCCUCGUCCAACACAAUACAGGGACAGCCACUUAUCUCUUUCCCUUAACUGGAAGCACAGGGGUUGCAAAGAUGUCAGAACGCCGAGCUCUUAUUGGCUGAUUGGAAAAAAAUAGUGGGUAGACCCAAGGCAUCUAGCGUUGAGGUCUACCCACUAUCCUCCCAAUCAAGGCCACUCAGAGCUCGGCGUCGUUCCGAUGUAAUUGCAACUCCAGCACAAGAAGCAGACCACUUGCUCUCCGCACUGUUCUGUUGCAUCAACAUUUCUGGAGGACGAAAAACUGCUCCCUGCGAUUUCAGAUUAGGCCUCGGACAACUGGCAAUGCGCCAAGUGUAGCUACUCUCUAGCGUAGCUCUGUACUAAGGCUUCGACGAGAUACGGCCGAGCGUGGGAGAUGCGGCACUCUGCGAACAUGGGGCGUGCCCGGUUGUUGAUCCUGCGGGGUGGCGCUCUUCCGGCCCCACGUCCGACCCCUGUGAUGCUCUAGUCGGGGCUCCGAGAGUCCCGUGCGUGCGUGUAUGUGUGUGUGCCCGUGAGUGCCGGGAACUUGCGUCGGCCGCCUGUUCUGAGGCUGGUCCAUCAGAGGGACUCGCCCCCUUCCCCAAGAGGCAGCCGCCUGCUCCCUGCACAGGACCCCCAACGCCCUUGUGGCGCCUUUCUCAAUGUAAGCUUUGUGAUAAGCGUACGCGAAAUAAACGGAAUAACCAUC
Messenger RNA from Ixodes scapularis (black-legged tick), 6683 nucleotides. RefSeq names its product dual oxidase maturation factor 2. Gene Ontology annotation, biological process: protein transport. The transcript is spliced from 9 exons. The record is from RefSeq and is a predicted model, not a curated record. The coding region runs from base 433 to 1674 and encodes 413 amino acids. Gene Ontology annotation, cellular component: endoplasmic reticulum membrane. Lineage: Eukaryota; Metazoa; Arthropoda; Arachnida; Ixodida; Ixodidae.